Messenger RNA from Cimex lectularius (bed bug), 1259 nucleotides. RefSeq lists its product as uncharacterized. The transcript has 4 exons. Gene Ontology annotation, biological process: neurotransmitter receptor transport, endosome to postsynaptic membrane; neurotransmitter receptor transport postsynaptic membrane to endosome. Lineage: Eukaryota; Metazoa; Arthropoda; Insecta; Hemiptera; Cimicidae. Bases 141 to 515 code for a protein of 124 amino acids. Gene Ontology annotation, molecular function: protein binding. The record is from RefSeq and is a predicted model, not a curated record. Gene Ontology annotation, cellular component: postsynaptic membrane; adherens junction; postsynaptic density.
CGAUGGUCAGCUAUUUGAGCGAACAGUCGUGUUUGAUUAGUGUUGAUGUUAUAUUUCAGGUUGAGUUCAGUUCGUUUAAAAAGGCCACCCCAAGAAAUAUUUUAAUUCCUGGAUAGUGUAAGCAGACAAAAACUAGCAGGAUGUGCGCGAAAAUGGCCUUUCAGCACCAGGCGGGGACUGCCAUGGAGUGCCUGAGCAUACCGAUAACGCUCCAUAAAGAGCCCGGGGUCGACCCCGAGGGCAGGGAAGUCCUCAAAUGCGGCUUCAAGAUCGGAGGUGGGAUCGACCAGGACUUUAGAAAAAGCCCUCAAGGAUACACUGACAACGGUAUAUACGUCACCGAGGUGCAUGAGGGGAGUCCGGCCUCAAAGUCUGGUCUAAGAAUGCAUGAUAAAAUAUUACAAUGUAACGGAUAUGAUUUUACGAUGGUAACACAUAAAAAAGCUGUUGACUAUAUUAAGAAACUCCCAGUAUUAAAUCUUCUUGUUGCUCGGAAAGGGGUGACUUCAACAUAAGCUCUAUGUACCUGCUUUAAUUGUAUUUAAUUUACUGUGUAAUUACAGCAUAUUGUUGCACAUGCAAAACCAAAUUAUUUGGAGUUGAAAUUUUCUAUUAUGAUGUAUUUAUAUUUUAUUACCAAUUUUUAAUUUAAAGCCCAUUGUGCCAUUAACCAAGAUACUACCAGUUCUGGCGGAAUUACAAUUUCCUCUCUUUAAUGGCACAUUGUAUAUUAUUUAUGAUUGGGUAUGUUCUAGUGAUAAGCUCAAAUUGUUGGGCAACAUUAUAUGACAGCUCCAUAGUUUUUGCAUGCAUAGUUUUUGUAUUUUGUUAUAUAUUUAUAAGUAAACGUAUAAUUUAAUGGAACAGGAUUAGCAUGCUUUUAUUAUAUACAGAUUUGACAUAUAUUUGUGUAGCAAGAUCCGGUUGAUUAUAAGUAAGCUGUUGUUAAACGAUGUUAAUACCUUGUGAAAUUUUUGUCUAACUGAACAAUUCAAUCUGUUUUCUUAUUAUUUAAAAAAAAAUUCAUGUAUUAAUAUCAGUUUCUCAAUAUUAAUAAGUAUAAACAUAAUUAUUUUAAAGUUGUGUUUUAGCAACAUGAAUAUUCCAUUUGUUCCCUUACCUCCUUGUUUUCAUGAAGGACAAAAUUUCAAUGUAAAUUGGCUAAAAAUGUGUAUGAUGUGAAACUAUUAUUACCAAGUCAAUUACAAUUGUAUAUGUAUGUAGAGUUUUAAAAAGCAAAUAAAAGCUAUGUUGAAAAA